Molecule: messenger RNA, 282 nt
Organism: Cylicostephanus goldi
Lineage: Eukaryota; Metazoa; Nematoda; Chromadorea; Rhabditida; Strongylidae
Source: the annotation of a GenBank genome assembly
AUGCAGGAAUCGAUGUCGUCAUCCACAGUGGCCGUGCAGGGUUCCGGAUGGGGAUGGCUGGGAUAUUGCCCGAAAAGGAAAAUCCUCAAGAUAACGACGUGUCUAAAUCAAGAUCCUCUUGAAGCCACCACGGGAUUGAUUCCUUUGUUUGGUAUCGAUGUCUGGGAACAUGCUUACUAUCUCCAGUACAAGAAUGUCCGACCUGAUUAUGUAAAAGCUAUCUGGAAAAUUGCCAAUUGGAAGAAUGUCAGCGAGAGAUUUGCUAAGGCACAGCAGAGUUGA